AUGUUUGUGGUGGGUGCUGGUAAGGAAAUUUUAUUAGUUCACUGGGAUAGUCGCCAAGAAAAUCGUAAUCCUAAAUGGAAAGCAAUAGCAAUUGUGGACGAACAUAUUCCUCACAACAUAUUGGAUUAUGGAUCCGUCGACCCGUUAGGCAGACUAGUUUUUGGGACGACGAACCUUGAAGGAUUAAAAAUUGGAAAUAUUACCUCUUUAAAUCGCUUAGCGCAGUUUGCAACCCACAUUCAGGCAGUUUCUUCAACCAGUGGAUUCGUGUGGGACAUACAUGCGACUAAUCCUCCUAAAUUCUAUCUCGUCGAUGCUGCAAGAAAUUAUGGCGUCUACACCACAGGGUUUCACAUCAAGUUAGGACGGUUUAGUGACAACGGUGGGCUCACCCUUACAUGGCCAAAACAAGGUUGGACGGGAUCUCCGCGUCGUUUGACAGUUGAUAGGGAGGGUAAUCUCUGGGUGCCUCUUUUUGAAGGUGGCGGAGUUAUUCAAGUUGAUCCACGCAUUAAUGACAUAUUACGAUUUAUUCCCAUACCUGCACAAAGGGUCAACGCAUGCACUUUUGGGGGUCCUAAAUUUGAUAUUUUAUAUGUGUCAACAAUGUGGUAUGGUCACGUAAAUGAACAUGGGCAACGUCAAAGAUUUGAUGAAGGUGGUUCAAUUUACGCUGUCAAGGGCCUUGGAGUGAAGGGUUGGCCACCAGGACAAUACAAGUUGUUAGUAGAGAAUAUGAUCACUGAAAAAUUUGAACCUGUCAGUGUCCGCCUUCCAUAAAUU
This is a messenger RNA of Belonocnema kinseyi, 783 nucleotides long. RefSeq names its product regucalcin-like. The record is from RefSeq and is a predicted model, not a curated record. NCBI's taxonomy places the organism in Eukaryota, Metazoa, Arthropoda, Insecta, Hymenoptera, Cynipidae. Gene Ontology annotation, molecular function: gluconolactonase activity; calcium ion binding. Gene Ontology annotation, biological process: L-ascorbic acid biosynthetic process. The coding region runs from base 1 to 780 and encodes 259 amino acids. The transcript has 4 exons.